CAGUUUGGAGGGAAGUAGAGGAAAGUUUGGAGAAGUGCUGUGGUAGGCUAAAAAGACAAAGACCCAAGUCUUGAUUCAAGUCUCGUGUGAAAUGGGGACCUCUAUAGGGUUCUAAACAUGUCUUUCACACUACUUGCCACCCUCCAUUCAAGUGGGAAUUGGUUGAUGAUGACUCUAAUGCUGGCCCAAGAAGCUCUGAAAGUGAAGCUGGCUCACAAAGUGCAUGCAAUCAGCUUGUGACUCUUACAGCAUUAGCAGGGUUGACUCCUUGGUUUGUGCCUUCACUUGGUGUUUCAGUCCAUUUUGCUCAUUUGGAACUCCAUCUCUGCCAUCAUCUUGAUCAGCUGGGCACAGCACCACCAAGGUUCCUUCAACCAUUUAUCUCUGAUAAAAAUGUUCCAUCUGAACUGGAAUACAUGAUCGUUACCUUCAAAGAGCCCCACACAUCUUCGGCAGUGGAGUGAUGAAUCAGUCUUCAAGGAGAUCCAGUUUUCUACGUGGGCUGACUAUAUAAACUUUUGGAGUGCUGAAAUGUUACUAUGCAGAACCCAAGGAGGUCCUAACAGACCAGGGGACUAAUAAGACAUCUCAGUUAAUGAAAGAUCUGUAUGCCCUUUUACAGAUCAAGUUUGAAGACGUCCAUCUACCACCCCCAAACAGAUGGACUGGUGGAAUGCUUCAACAAAACCCUGAAGGAAUUACUGCUGAAAUUCAUAGCCAAAGACCCAUGACAUUGAGACCAGUUGCUUCUUCCCCUCCUAUUUACCAUCCAUGAGGUACUGCAAGCCUCAACAGAGUUCUCCCUGUUUGAACACUUGAAUGGAUAUCAAUUCCUGGGGGUGCUGGACCUCCUCCAAGAGAAUUGGGAGGAGUAAUCUUGCAUUGUCUAGUACAUUAUUUUCCUGUGGGAAGACUUGUAGAGACAAGGGGCACUCACCCGGGAAAACUUGCUGAGAGCCGAACAAGAACGCACCUACAACAAAAGUUUGAGUUCACAGCUGGGGAUAGGGUCCUGCUACACCUCCCUGUGUCAGUCGAAGCUGAUGGCACAGUGGUGGUGAAGGUGGAGGCCAUUAACUACAGUAUACGCCAGCCUGGGAGACAUAAGGAAACACAUCUAUCACAUCAAACUGCUCAAAGCCUGGAGGGAGCAAGAGGCCCUCUUAAUAUUGCCAGAUCCACCAGAGCUAGGUCUCCAGAGGAUUACUGACACUGACCCUGGACUUGUACCAUUGGGAGAAGAACUGCUGCCAGAGCAAGAACACCAGCUACAACAGUUGAUAGUAGCCUUCCGUGCAGUCGUCUCAUCACCACUGGGAUAUACCCGCCUGGCACAACACCACAUAGAUACUGAGCCAGGGAAGAAAAUUUGUGAAAAUCCUCAAUGCGUGCUGUAAAAGCUGUGGGAAAUGAUCUGGCAGGAGUUACAGAUAAUGGAGAUAGGGAGGAAUUCCAGAGUGAAUGGUGGAGCCCCAUCAUAUUGGUGCCAAAACCCAACAGAUUGACCCACUUUUGCAUUGACUUUUGGAAGGUAAACGCUAUUUCCAAAUUCGAUGCCUAUGUGAUUCCCUGGGUCGACAAGCUGCUUGAAAGACUAGGGACGACCAAGUAUAUUUCAACCCUGGACCUCAGUAAGUGUCACUGGCAGAUCCCCUCAUCAACAAAAUGCAGGCACAAUGUACCACUCCCAUGACAAAAUGCCAGAUACACUGCUUCCUUGGCGUCAUGGAGUACGACCAGUACUUCAUAUCCAACUUCACUACCAUUGUCGUGCCCUUGACAGACCUGGUAAAGAACACUAGCCCAAGGAAGAUCCUGUAGUCGGUGGCCUGUGAGAGGACCUUCCAGGAGCUAAGAGUGGAUGAGCCAAGAACCCGUGCUUGCCCAUCCAACUUCAACAAGAAGUUUACAAUCCAAACAGCCGCCUCCAAGGUGAGCCUCGGUGAGAUGCUAUCCCUAGACAUCAAUGGAGAAGAAGUCGUUUCUGCAAGAAACUGCCUACUUGCUCCCUGAGAAGUGGGCCCUAGCAGUGAAAUGGGCAGUGGAUGCUUUAAAGUACUACUUGUGCAGGAAUGUCUUUCAGCUAAUGACUGACCAGGUGCUGCUACAGAGACUGAACACCAUGAAAGAACACCAACCCCAGGAUUGUGGUGGUACCUCUCCCUGCAGUUGUAUAGCUCUGAAAUCCUUCACUUGCUAGGGAAGGAUCACAAAAAUGCAGAUUUUUUUUUUUCCUUGAGAGAUAGGGUUGCAAGAAACACAGAACCGCUUUCUGGCCCUGAUUCUGAAGAGGGAGACUGUGGUGGAGUGUAUAAAUCCCUCACUGGACAGAAGAGGAUUAAGGAGCAACUGGGUUCAGGAGGCCCUGCCCUCUGUCUAUGCCAAGCAUUCUUGGGAUGGAGGCAGUGUUUAAAAGGCAGCCAGACAGUUCAGUUGGCGCUGGCAGGCCAAGGAGAAGGAUGUGCUCUGGGUCCAGGGGAGACGUGGCUGGAUCCUGCAACAAGCCAGGGAAUGGGGGGAGCCACAGCCCUCAGACUGGGACCAUGGCAGGAAGCCUAGAAGGCAGCACUCCCCAGGGAUGGCCGCUGGCUGGGAUGCAAAGGAAGGGAGUUGACUUGAUGCUGACGCAACUCAGGGAAGUUGACUUGAUACUGAUGCAAGGCACUACAGAGUGAGCAAAGCCAAACCAGCCUCCCAGAGCCCUGAGUCAGAACCUGGUGGAGUGGCAGGACUGAAGUUCUCCUAGCCCACCCAAGAACUGUGCCCACUAGCUGGGGUUGCUGCCAGAGACUAACCAUUGAGUGUAGCUGUCACCGUGGGCCCUAACCGCUAGACGGGAAAUGCUGCCUCCCACCCAGGAAGGGAAGCUAGACACUUGGAAGCAUGGCUGGGAAACCCAAACUGUACUACUUCAAUGGAAGAGGCCGAAUGGAAACGAUACGGUGGCUGUUGGCAGCAGCUGGAGUUGAGUUUGAAGAACAAUUCUGUGAAACAAGGGAAGAUCUUUUAAAGUUGGGGCAGGAUGGAUAUCUGCUGUUUCAACAAGUGCCCAUGGUGGAAAUUGAUGGAAUGAAGAUGGUGCAGACCAGAGCCAUUCUCAACUACAUAGCAGGGAAACACAAUCUCUAUGGGAAGGACCUGAAGGAGAGAGCACUGAUUGAUAUGUAUGUGGAAGCAACAAUGGAUCUGAAUGAAAUUAUUAUGCAUCAUCCUAUCCAGCCACCGGAGGCAAAGGCAAAGCAUCUUGCCUCAAUCAUUGAGAAGGCCACAACCAGGUACUUCCCUGUAUAUGAAAAGGCUUUGAAAGACCAUGGACAGGAUUUUCUUGUUGGCAACCAAUUCAGCAGGGCAGAUGUACAGCUGCUUGAAACCAUUCUAAUGACAGAAGAGAGUAAGCCUGAUAUACUCUCCAAAUUCCCUGUUUUACAGGCUUUUAAAGCAAGGAUAAGCAACAUCCCCACAAUUAAAAAAUUCCUGCAGCCUGGCAGCCAGAAGAAACCACCACUAGAUGCAAAAUUACUUCCAAAAGUGAUGAGCAUUUUCAACAUUGACAAUAAAUGAUGGCUUAAAAUCAUGGCAGCUGUUUUACUGUAGCUGUGUAUUAGCUGAUAAAACUGCCAAGUGAAGUUAAUUCAAAGUGUGAAAAUUAGUGACAAUCAGUUAACACAAGCUAGAAAUUGUGUGCAAAAAUUUCCACAGUAAAUCCAAAUAAGUGCAUUAGCACACGAAAUGGUUAACUGAAUUAUAGGCUGCACAGAGCAAAAGAGGUGACAUUAAACCACUAGCUUUAAAAGAAUAAAAUGAAAUAAAACAUCUCAUUAC
This is a messenger RNA of Dermochelys coriacea (leatherback sea turtle), 3822 nucleotides long. RefSeq names its product glutathione S-transferase-like. The coding region runs from base 2884 to 3561 and encodes 225 amino acids. Lineage: Eukaryota; Metazoa; Chordata; Testudines; Dermochelyidae. The transcript has 10 exons. Gene Ontology annotation, biological process: glutathione metabolic process; xenobiotic metabolic process. Gene Ontology annotation, molecular function: glutathione transferase activity. The record is from RefSeq and is a predicted model, not a curated record.